GGAGAAAUUCUAUAAUUAUUAACUCCUUAACUCAAUUUAAAAUGUUUAAUUAAAUAAAUAACUCUUUGCGUCCCCCAAAUCUCAAAGCUAUCUACGUUGGUUUCAUGCUUUUCGGCAAUUGGCGGAACCUUAACUCAAAAAUUGGUUGAAUAGCUUGCCUACACAAAGAAAUGAGGAAAGACCUCAUUUACAUUUAACAACAAACCUGUUGAAGGCUGAUUUUGGUUGAUAUUGAUACUUUUCCCAAUUAUUUAAUGUGUAAGGCAUUAUUGUUUUAGUUCAUUUUGUCUCCAGUUAUGUUCUUUAUCUUCUAAAUGUAAAUAUUGUCCGGUGAAUUGGGCUUAUUCGGCUAGGCUUAGUUUUGCUCACUCAAGUCCUCUCAGUUGGUACCAGUUAAUAAUAGUUGGUUAUUUACUAACUGGUACCAUUCAAAAAAUUGUUACAUAUAUCAAGGCUCAGGGAGGCGUUCAACCAACUAACAUUUAAAACACUAGAUCUAAUCAGCCAACUUGACUUAGCAAUAAUAGAGUAGGAACUGGAAAGCAUCAUUUUAAGUGAAGCCUAAGCCUAAGCAUGCCUUCAUUUUCAUCAUUUAAAUAUUAAAUCAGCAAAUCUAUCUUUUAAAAGUUAAAACAUGUGGGUAAAUAAACUUAUGUCUUGGGCCAUUAAUUAUUAAAUAAUUAGGCAACUUAUGCACCAGUUGGUCAAAUUUAAAAGUUUGGUGAAAUGUGUUUAUAUUAUGAAUGAUAUAUGACCAAAGAAAUAAAAUAUGCAUUCAUCAUUCAUAAUCAUUGAAUAAUAAUGUAAUUGAUAAGGCAAUUAGUUGCAAGGAAUAGAAACCAGGCCCAUAUAUGACGGCAAAGUGAACAAUAAAAUAUAUAAACUAUAUAGCUGUGAGUUUCCUGACUCAGUUUGCAUUUAGAAUGUAAGUUUUUAAAAUAUUUAUUUUACAAUUCAAAGUAUACAUUAGGGUACUGGUAUUUUUAAGAAAAAAAUUCAGUCACCUUAACUUUAUGCCAUUUUUUUAUGUUGUACAAUCAAGUUAUGAAUAUUUGGAUAAAUAUCUUUUCAGUUACAGUCAUUAAGGAGUUAAAUGUAAGGAAGUCUUUGCCAGCUUACCAGCCAUGUUAUCUUGGCCAUCAUUAUUUAUAUUUGCUGGCACCAUAGUGUCCCAAAUAAAUCUGUGCAUCAGCUCCAAAUCAACGUCCUGCGGGCAAGGAAACUAUUACGAUAGCAGAAAGAACGAGUGUAAGAAAUGUUCAGUGUGUCCAAUCAAUCACAUCAUUAAGACCCCAUGCUCCACCUUUGAAGAUCAAGAAUGUAGUCCUUUUAGCUUUGAUGAAUUCUCUGAAUUUGAUACCAGUGUUUUGAGAGCCUACCCCACUGGGCACAUCAACCCUGGUGUCGACGAGGAGGAUAAUAUAAAGCCAAAAAGGUCUCACAAUAAAGUAACAGAUGACCACGGUCCGACCACUGUAGAGAAGGAAGACAGGGAGUACUGGAAAACACUGGCGUUUGCUCUGAUUGGACUGCUAAGUGUUCUCAUUGUCGUGGCCACUGUUGUAGUUUUGGUAGCCUGUCGCAGAUUACAGAAGGCAACAGUGAUAAAGCAGCCAGAUGAAGGUGACAUGGGUAUGUAAUAUAUAUAUUUUGGUUUAAUGUUGCCUUUUGAAAAGGAUCGUAUUUAGCAUUUGCUUUGAUUUCAACCUUCAGAUUAUAAAUGAAGACUUACUACUUAAACUCUGUUACAUUCACAAUUUUUAAGAUUGAAUGGACAUUUAUUUUGUGUGUGCAGUAGAUGUUAGAAUAAACAUGCUUUUGUUGUUGAUUUCUUUAAAAUAAAAUAACUGCUUCAAAUCUAAUAAACAAAUCUGUAGGCUAUUUCAAGUAUUUUUUUUUAAGCAAUGGGUAAAAUUUAUAUACACUAUUAGAUAUUUUUAGUUUAAAUUUUGCAAGCAAAAGACCAUAUUUCAUUUGGAUUUUAUUUUAUAUUCUUAGAAGAUGCAGAUUCUGGUUACGUUGUCAUUCGAGCAAUCAGGAAUAUUACUGAUCCCAGACCUGUGAAUGCAGAAUACAAUGUUUACUCCCGGAAAGAUUAUGAUGCCCACCCACCAUUGCUUUCGCCAUCCUACAACGAUCGAGAGUCGACAUUCGACCCAUCUGCCCACCUCCACUCUAUACCAGGCAGGUUGUGCUUUCUUCCAAAAGUGUACAAGCCACAGAGGCGCCUGCUGACCUAUGAUACAGAUGAUGUGUUUGAGUCUGAGGACAGUGGCGGCUCGUAUGUGGCUCCUGUCAAAACAAAGCUCCACACCAUUGCUGAGAGUUCCGUAUCAUUCAGUUCAAAAGCAAGUACCAUGAUGAGCAAAGAUAUGAAUGAUCAGAAUGUAUGAAGCUUGACUGGAAAAAAAGGAGCAAGACUCUCAUUUAAAUAAUACAUUGUUACUGGUUUAUUGUUAUAAGUUAUAGAUGUAUUUACAUUUUUUGGGCUGAUGGUAAGAUUUAACAGGUUUAUACAGUUGCACACCAAGUGCAUAAAAUCUGAAAAUAAAGAUAACAUUAGAGCAGUAGACUCUGCAAAGCUUUUGUUUAGGACAAAUAAAUCAAAAUAGCAGGAUACACAAAUAUAAAUAGCUAUUGGCAAUAAAAUUUAAAACAAUUCAAAUUUAUUGGCCGGUUUCUCAAAAGAAUCUGUUUAAGAAAUGCUUUUAGCUUUAAUACAGUAAUCUAUAAGGAAAUAUAUUUUGUGAACAAAAACUAGGGCAUAUUUUGUGAACAAAAACUAAAUGAAAGUGCAAUUUAAAGGAAUAACUCGGCACACACAUUUUUUCCUUGUUCCUGGUUCACAGGUGGUAUAAAAAUUGUUCCAUGAAAUAUAUUACAGUGAUAAGCUCCAUCAUACAGUCAUCUCAUAUACAUCCAAAGUCAUACACAGCAGUCAUCUCUUAUACAUUACAGUCAUCUCUUGUUUUUAUUAUUUUGUAUAGAUAUAUUUAUUAAUUUAAAUUAUUCUCAUCCAAAUCUGCAUUUCAGUCAUGAUUUCUCCCUAUCUAGUCUUAUAUUAAUGGCUGUUUCAAUAACAGGCACUAAUUAAGCAUUUGAUAAAUAUUUUUUUUAAUUUGUGACAGUUCUGUGCCCUUCCAACCUAUUCUCGUUUUUGUUUUCAGCAGAUUGUUGUGGUAAAUAAAUUUAAAAAUGUGGGAACUUAUUGUAAUUCAUGGCGAUGUACAGAUGUUUUUUAAAAACUUUUCUUAUAAGUAAAUUUUUAUGAUUUUACAAUAUGUUUAUGUUACAGCUAUACUCCCAUGGAAUAGUUUUAUUCUUACUACUUACGUACAUUUGUCUCCAAUCAUGUGCGCGUUUACAAAUUUGUUUUUAUAAUACUGCUUUAAUAAUACUUUAAGCCCCAUGUGUUUAUUUUUAAAAUGACUUCUGUAUACCCCCAGCUGAUUGUUGUAUUAGAGGAUUUGAAUUUUUUAAUGGUAACACCAUUUGCUAAAAAAAAAAUAAUUAGAAAACUAAAAUUAUCUGGAAGCUAAUAGAAAGAAAAGCAAAAAAUUACCAUACCGGUACCUUUCCUGAACCCUAGCUAGUGCUUUUAAAUUAUUUACAGAUUUAAAAAUUGUAUAUUAAAAAUUGUUAUUGCACGAUUUUAAUUUUCUUACAUUCUGCUUAGCAGAUAAACAACUCUCCAUUUUAUCACUUGCUUUAGUUUAUGUUAAUCUAUGAAGUUCAUGGUAAAAAAAGCAACAUUCACAUAGGAUAUAGUAUGGUGGUUUGUACUUUUGAUUACCAACUUUCCUGAUAGUUGAUAUAACAUUGUUGUUAUGUUCAUGAACGGUUUGUUAAGAACAAUAAUUCAUUCUGUAGAUAUCUGAACAAAUAUGUAAAUAAGUAUGCUGUGUAAAUUUACAUAUUUAUUUUCUUUCAGCAUGAGUGCAUAUGUUUCAGUUUUGAUAUUUUUAUUAAUACUGGUAGUUCAGAAACAGCUGAGUGUCUUCCAUUGAGAUGAAUUAAAUUAUAUGUUAAAAGUUUUUAAGAUAUAUUUUUUGACAUGCUGACAUACACUUAAAUUUAAAACAAUUGUAUGUAAAUCAUGCUUCCAAUUUCUGGUUGUCACCAACCGUCUCCUUUAUAUAUGAUAACUUAGAUGAAAUUUUGCUGUGAAUUUUAAAAAAGAUCUGAAAAUAUAGGACAUGAACAUUAGUCGACGUGAGGUUGCUGAAUGCUUGCCAUAAAAAAAAUAAGCUAUUACAACAAUUACUACUUCUGGAUAUUUGGGGUCUCUUAAUUGCUUAUCAGAUUGUAAUUGCCCUGGUACAUUAUUGAAGUUUUCUAUUGUAUAAACCAGAACUAAUCAUAGCAUGAAUAAAGAUGCUUUUUAUUAUAAAGGCUAGGUAAGGCGCAGAGAUUUAGGCACACAAAAUUAAGUCCAAUAUUUAUUUAUUCCUGAUUGUUUGUAAAUACAUACCUUAAUGAUAUACAACUCUUCCAUGUUUUAUUCUACAUCAUUCAUUUGAGUUACAACAUGUAUUUGAGCCAUAUUGUGGCGUCACUCAUUAAUUGUUUACUGUAAAAAUCACCAAUUCUACCAAACCAUGAAUUCUUCCAAGACUGUAUGUUUGAUUGUUACCUGGUUAUAAAUUAAUAAAAAUUUCUAAUAAAACAUAUAGUUAAACCACUUACAAGAUGUUAACAAAGUUUGGAAAAAUUAAGACUUUUCUGAUUUUUCCAUCUGUGCUUCUGCUGAAUUUCCAUUGGACAUAUCGAAAAUACAAAUACUGUAUUUCUAUGUUAAAACACUGAGUGAAAACUGUGUAUGUCUUAUGUGAAAUUAACUGCCAAAACUUUUUUGAUAAUUAGUGGGUUUUUUUACAUUUGUUUGGUUUGUUUUGUAGUUUUUUUUGUGUUUGUUACCAAAAUGUAUCCAUUUCUAUGAUAACAAUAAACUAAACUAGAGGGCAGGAAAUUAGAAAAUAUUUUAAUCAGAGUGCUUCAGGUUUGACUUGACAGAAAGACCAUAAAUAUAAAUCCUUGAAAUAGCAGGUGCCAGUUUGUUUACAGUGAAUUGAAAUAUGACAAUAUUUGUCUGUGCCGUCAUCGUAAGGUCAGUUAUUUUUAAGAACAAGCCAUUUUGUAUUGAACAGUUACAAUUUUUUUUCCCCAGUAAAUUUUGUCAUUGCAAAAUCAUAAGCAAGGUCCAGUUUUUUUUUGUGUUUUCAUCAGACACAUUUUUUUUUUUUUUUUUUGCAGAUGUUUUUUUUAAUGCC
Messenger RNA from Lymnaea stagnalis (great pond snail), 5270 nucleotides. The record is from the annotation of a GenBank genome assembly. NCBI's taxonomy places the organism in Eukaryota, Metazoa, Mollusca, Gastropoda, Lymnaeidae.